AUGGGGGUCUCUACCUUCGUCGCCAUCAUGGCGUUUCUUCUCGCUCCGACGCUGGCCAUUCCACAACAAAGCAGCGUAGCAACUUCGAGCAAGACGGCCUGUACCACCGGGACUCGUAUCGUGACCGCCGGCUACACCAUCAACUUCGCUAAAGCGACGCCUACCGUCGACAGUUUUAACGGCAAGGCAUACCAGCCCGACCCAACGUGGGCGAGCAAGCACGUCAUGGGGACUGAUACCUACGGAGUCGGACUCCCCGUCGAAUCCGGCUUCGCCUAUGCCCAGUUCAAGUGCCAGUACAAGUGUAAUUCAUACCGGGGCUCCAGUUUCUUCGUGAAUUACGAGGGGCCUGCUAGCCGUAUCGGAUCGCAUUGCGCCUGCUACGAUGAUCUUCUGGAUCCAGACACGUUCGUUCAGGGGAACCAGACCGUUGUUGGUGCCUGGAAUUCGAUAUGCGAUUUCUGCUGGACCUGUCAGGAUGAAUAA
Pseudomassariella vexata is the source of this 486-nucleotide messenger RNA. RefSeq lists its product as uncharacterized. The transcript is spliced from 4 exons. The record is from RefSeq and is a predicted model, not a curated record. Bases 1 to 486 code for a protein of 161 amino acids. NCBI's taxonomy places the organism in Eukaryota, Fungi, Ascomycota, Sordariomycetes, Amphisphaeriales, Pseudomassariaceae.